Messenger RNA from Manihot esculenta (cassava), 2522 nucleotides. RefSeq lists its product as uncharacterized. The coding region runs from base 177 to 2219 and encodes 680 amino acids. The transcript has 18 exons. The record is from RefSeq and is a predicted model, not a curated record. Lineage: Eukaryota; Viridiplantae; Streptophyta; Magnoliopsida; Malpighiales; Euphorbiaceae.
UUUCUUGUUCUUCUUCAACCUCCAAAAAACCCCUAAGCCAACGAUCUCUUGUUUCCCUCUAAAACCUAAUUAAAGAGAAAAAAAUCAGUAAGAAGCUGCUCUUUACGGAUAUUUCGUCUGGAUUUUUCUGUGUUCUACAGAAAAGAAGUGAAAAAUUUUUCAAAGAAGAAGAGAAAAUGUCGUGGUUGAGAUCCGCCGUGAACAAAGCUGUUGAGGUGGGGAACAAGAACAACCUCACACGCGCCGUCAAGAACUACGCUGACUCAGUUGUUCAACAAGCAGGCCAAGCAGUUGCUGAAGGAGCCAAAAUCCUGCAAGAUCGAAUUGGGAAUCGGAAUUACAGAAGCGUUAAGCAAACUGUUAAGAGACUGGAGGAGGCUUCUGUCUCUUGUAGAGGUCCUGAGCGGAUUCUGUUGCUGAGAAGAUGGUUGUUUGUGCUUAAAGAAGUUGACAAGUUAUUGGCAGCUUCACCUGAAGAUAAACAGACGACACUUGAGCAACAUGUUUUUACUGAUGAAGGAAAUGAAAGUCCAAGAAAACAGUCUAUGGUACUGUAUUAUGAUUCUGACAUUGGGGGUGAGCCUAUGAACUUUCGCGAUGUUUUUCUCCAAAGUCAGGCUAUGGAGGGCAUUACAUUGUCCAUGAUUCUUGAAGCACCGACUGAUGAAGAAAUUUCUUUGCUUCUAGAGAUGUUUGGGAUCUGUCUAAAUGGAGGAAAAGAAGUUCAUAAUGCAAUAGUGAGCAGCAUACAGGAUCUGGCUUCAGCUUUUGCUUGCUACCAAGAUGAAGUGUUGGUGAAGCGAGAGGAAUUGCUUCAAUUUGCACAAGGUGCUGUUGCUGGGUUGAAAGUUAGUGCUGAUCUUGGAAGAAUAGAUGCUGAAGCCAUAAAUUUGAAGAACAAACUUGAUAGGAUGAUUGGUUCUGAUAAGCCAUCAAGUGAAGGUCAGGACAAAGAAUCGGGUGGAACAGCUAAAGCAACUGUAGAGGCGCUGAAAGAAGACCUUGCACAAAUACGCAUCUGUUCCAGACUGGAAGGGCUUUUACUGAAAAAGAAAAAUUUUAAUCUCGGAGACUCUCCAGAGAUUCAUGCUCAAAAGGUUGAUAAGUUGAAAGUCUUGUCAGAAUCCCUUGCUAGCUCUGCAAGAAAAGCGGAAAAGGGCAUCUUAGAUCAUAGAAUACACAAGGAAGAGGCUCUGAAAGUUCGUCUUGCCAAGGCCGAUGAAGCUAAUGAAAGGGAGAAGGAAAUAUCAGCUGAAAUUUCUGUACUUGAAAAACAAAGAGAUGAACUUGAAGCUCAAUUGAAAAAGGUUAAUAUUUCCUUAGCUGCUGCAAAUGCACGCCUUCACAAUUCUAGGGAAGAGAGAGACCAGUUCGAAGAAGCUAACAGUCAGAUCUUAGAGCACUUGAAAGCAAAGGAAGGUGAACUGUCAAAAUCUGCUGCUGCUUCCAAGGUAGAAGCAAAGGUCCUGAGUAACUGGAUUAAUUUUCUGGAAGAUACAUGGGUUCUCCAGCGUUCAUAUACAGAGACAAAGGAGAAAGAGGUCAAUGAUGAAUUGGAGAGGCACGAGAACUAUUUUGUGAACUUGGCAAUCCAUCUCCUCUCUGAUUAUAAGAAUGAGUUGGGUCCUUAUAUCACCCGCAUUGGGAAUUUUGUGAAAAAUCUGAAGAAUUUAAGUGAAGGGUCAGAGGUAGCAGCAGGUGUGGACCAUGAUGGUGCUAAACAUCCAAGGAAAAAUCUUGAGGAGGAAUAUCUGGACUAUGAAGCCAAGAUUAUAACUACCUUCAGUGUGGUGGAUAGCAUGAGAGAGCAACUUUAUGCUCAGCAGUUGGCUUUUUAUAGGAAAGAUGAUGCAAAGAUUAAAAAACUAUUUGAUGAUAUUGAGAAGUUGAGAAAGGAAUUUGAAUCCAUUGAGAGACCAAUUCUAGAAAUUGAGACUCCACCGACUCCGAAGGCAGAGACUGUAUCUGAGAAGCCACUGGGAAGUCCCACCCGAAAGUUGAUGCAGAAUCCUAGUUCUCCAAAAUCUGGUACAGAUGGACAGCCCAUAGCACCUGCAGUCGAAGGACAUCAGGUGCUUGACCCUGCAGCUGAACUAGCUAAGCUGGAGUCAGAAUUUGGGAAGGAUGCUCGAGAUUACUCAGCUGAAGAGAUUGCUGAGUGGGAGUUUGAUGAGCUUGAAAGGGAGUUGAGCUCUGGGGAUACAGCUACAAGCAAGUGACACCCAAGCCCUUCAAAAUUGUGACUGGUGCAAUGAAAAUCCAUAAACAAGCAAGCCUAUGUAUGAUUAUGACAAAUACAUGCAGGACCUACCUAAAAGCUGAAUUUUAUAUCUUGAGCUUUUAGGUGUAACUUAUUUGUAACAUUGGAAUAAGUUUCAAUUUGUUAAUUCUUCUGUAAAUUGUCAAAGUUGUAUGUUCUACGAUGGAGUUUGACGGAACAAACAAACAGAAGAUGCCGAAUGUAAAUGUUGAACUACAAUAUUAUGGCACAGACUCAUCGACACGUAUCAUUGGAUUCUCAA